AUGAACAGGUGGUGGAUGGUGGUGUUGCUGGCGGGCGCGGCAGCGGCGGGUGGUCGCUUGCCCCGCACUUCUCCGCCCGCGCCCCAAACCCCGCCGGCGUCUUCGUCGGCGCCGCGAUUACCCCAGAGGAAUCUCACCCUCGCAUCAAGAUCUUCCGUACGAAACAGAAACACCUCGUGUCAGAGGGUCACCAGAGCUUCACCACAGUUCACCGAGUUCACUGUUGGCGCUGCAGGCCGCUUUGCUUUACACACCAACCGCGACCCACCCUUGACCUCUUCUUGA
Messenger RNA from Spodoptera littoralis (African cotton leafworm), 285 nucleotides. The record is from the annotation of a GenBank genome assembly. NCBI's taxonomy places the organism in Eukaryota, Metazoa, Arthropoda, Insecta, Lepidoptera, Noctuidae.